AUGUGCGGUGUUGCACCUGUGGACCGUACCGCUGAGGUGGUUAUCGUGCCAAUGGUCAUCGGCUCCCUUGCUUUAAUGGCAUUCGUCUUGCGUAUCAUAGCACGGACUCACGUUGCAAAACGGAGCUGGGGCAUGGACGAUUGGACAAUCACUGCCGCUGUUCUUUUCAUGAUCCCUUUGAUGUUUCUCAGCAUCCCGUGUAUGCUCCCAACCCCGUCUACUUCCUCUUCUCCGCCUAAUAAUCUGCUCAGUAUCCCAUUGUAUUAUUGGGAUGAAAUUGUCUACUUCCCGGCUAUCGCGUUGACGAAGAUCUCGAUCCUCCUUUUCUACCUCGACGUCUUUAGACGCUCAAUUGCUGGCGUCCAACCAGUCAUAUACACUUUGAUCGCUCUCAACGUUCUCUACGCCAUUAUAUUUGAUCUUGUGUCAAUUUUCCAGUGCACACCAGUCCCUGGAGCGUGGCUUUCCUGGGACCACGAACAUCCUAGCACCUGCCGAAACGUCAAUGCGCAGGGCUGGGCAGCCGCAGCAAUCAAUAUCCUCCUGGACUUGGCUACUGUUAUCUUACCGCUACCAGAACUGUGGCAGUUGUCACUUUCAAGAACCAAAAAGGUCCAGGUCAUGUUUAUGUUCAGUCUCGGCUUUAUUGUCACGAUUGUUAGCAUACUUCGACUUCACUCCCUUGUGAGCUUUGGAAACACGACGAACUUGACCCAGGACUACGUAGUGGUUGGCGUGUGGACCACUGUUGAGGUUCCCGUUGGUAUCCUCUGCGCUUGCCUCCCAGCAGUUCGCACCAUACUGAAAGUGUACUACCCUGCCGUAUUUGGUUCAACCCGCCCAAGUCGAUCCAAGUACGUUCAGUCAACGACCCCUUCAGCUCUUGGGUCAGCGCUUGGCUCUACUAAGCCACAACUUGACGUAUCUGUCGAUCGCGAAAACUGGGCGUCGAAGGACGGACGCCAAUGGAACGAACCGUCUGCCCUGGAGCUUCACCCAGUGCGCGCGCGCGCAGAAUCACAUGUAUCAAACAACGAACCUAUAAGACCAAAGGAAAUGGCUUGA
Molecule: messenger RNA, 1065 nt
Organism: Neoarthrinium moseri
Lineage: Eukaryota; Fungi; Ascomycota; Sordariomycetes; Amphisphaeriales; Apiosporaceae
Exons: 5
Coding region: 1-1065 (354 amino acids)
Source: RefSeq, a predicted model, not a curated record